AAAACGUCGAGAGGGUUGAACAUGAUUCCCAGAUGUACCUCUAGAUUGCACGCCUUCUGAGCACCUCUUGAGCAUCCGAAUCUGAAGAGUCAACAUGCCUACUAUCACCGUUGAUAAAGCGGAGCUGUAUCGUCGCCUAGGCAAGGAAUACACGACGCAUGAAUUCGACGAGUUAUGCUUUGAUUUUGGUGUUGAGCUAGAUGAGGAUACUACCGAAGAUGUCGAAGCUGCACGGAAAAAGGGUCUACCGACUCCUCCACCUCAGCUCAAGAUUGAGAUUCCAGCGAAUAGAUACGAUUUGCUUUGCCUUGAAGGCAUCGCUCGAGCGCUUCGUGUCUUCUUGCAAAAGCAGGAGCCCCCAACUUACACUUUGUCUGUCCCGGCUGAAAUGCAAGAAGUCUAUGUGGAGUCGUCGACCAGCCCGCUUCGGCCGUACCUCGGUGCCUGUGUCCUUCGUCUAGCAAGACCGAUGAACACUUUGGAAUAUGAAUCCUUUAUUGACCUACAAGACAAGCUACAUCAGAAUUUGUGCCGAAUGAGAAAGUUUGUCGCUAUUGGUACGCACGAUCUGGAUACGAUCCAGGGACCUUUCAAAUACCUCCACAAGGACCCUAAACUUAUCAAAUUCGCACCGUUGGGCAAGGACAAGGAGAGCACAGCAGAAGAGCUUAUGACGAUCUACGAGGGAGAAAGACACUUGAGCAAGUUCCUGCCCAUCAUCCGAGAUUCCCCAGUCUAUCCCAUAAUCUAUGACAGCAAAGAUCGGGUUCUCUCCAUGCCUCCCAUCAUCAACUCUGAGCACUCCAAAAUCGUCGCUGGAAAGACGACUAACAUCUUCAUCGAGUCAACAGCCACGGAUAAGACGAAGUUGGACAUUGUCAUCAACAUGAUGGCGACCAUGUUCGCCGAAUACUGUGCCGUUCCAUUCUCCAUUGAGCCCGUCAAGGUGCACAUGCCAGACGGCUCCUCACACAUAUUUCCACCCAUCGCUCCUCGUUCCACCCAGGCUUCUUCAUCCUAUAUCAACGCAGCUACUGGUCUGAGUCUAUCUCGUGACGAGCAAUGUACCCUCCUCACCCGGAUGACUCUGGCUGCCAAGCCUUCAACGGGUGACUCCGACGCCCUCGAGAUCGAAGUCCCUUGCACUCGACCUGACAUUCUCCACGAAUGUGAUGUUAUGGAAGAUGCUGCCAUUGCAUACGGUUUCAACAAUCUCACACGGCGAGUUCCGGGUGUCAACACCAUCGCCAAGCCUUUUGCGAUCAACAAACUUGGGGAUAUCCUGCGGAAGGAAUGUGCGAUGGCUGGAUGGACUGAGGCGCUACCGCUGAUUCUGUGCUCACAUGACGAGAACUUUGCCUGGUUGAAUCGCAAAGACCCAGGCCACUAUGCCGUCUCGUUGGCAAACCCGAAAUCUCUCGAAUACCAGAUAGUCAGGACGUCUCUACUCCCAGGAAUGCUCAAGACUAUACGCGAGAACAAGUCACUGCCUCUCCCUUUGAAAAUCUUUGAAUGCUCAGACAUCUCUGUGCAGGACCGCGAGGCUGAAAGACAGACGAGGAAUUACCGACGCUUAUGCGCAGUGUACAUGGACAAGAAAGGAGGUUUCGAAGUGACUCAGGGCUUGUUGGACCGCGUCAUGCAGAUUCUUGGAGUCCCCUUCAUCCAGAGCGAAGAGAGUCAGGCAACGUACGGCUACUACAUCGCCAAGGCGGACGAUCCCACGUAUCUUCCAGGUCGAGGCGCCAAGAUUGUUUAUCGACCCAAACAGACUCCAGAACAUCAAGCGACUCCAAAACCCCAAUCAGCCCUUGAGACGCUGGCAUCAAAUCUCAAAGCCGCUCUGCCUCUCUUGAAAGAUGGCUCGAGAGAUAUCGUCAUUGGCUCUAUUGGCAUCUUGCACCCGACUGUCCUGCAAAACUUUGAGCUAGUCCGACCAUGCUCAGCAAUGGAGAUCGACGUUGAGCCUUUCCUAUAGACGCUCGGCGUGAGGCGAGAUGUGAUUAAAUGGCGGAUUUCCACAUCAUGGCAUGCAUGGGGAUAUGCGAUCUCACCUUCCGGUACCUCGACGACGAGGUGAUAGCUGUUGUAGUCUCGGCAGUUCCAAGAGGGUAGUGGGCGAGCCGCCACUCACUGCUUGAUGCUGGAUGACGAAAUCAACCUCGACUCGGGCUGACGGGGUCUAUUAGAAGAGUGAAAGGACGGCGUGAGGAGCGAAGACCUCGCGCCAGCUUGCCACGCGUAUCAGCACCGCUGUUCGAAAACAGUCUAUAUCCCUUCAUCAUCUUCUGUAAAAGGAGGAAGAUUCGCGGCUC
Messenger RNA from Kockovaella imperatae, 2315 nucleotides. RefSeq lists its product as hypothetical. The coding region runs from base 95 to 1978 and encodes 627 amino acids. Gene Ontology annotation, molecular function: phenylalanine-tRNA ligase activity; RNA binding; ATP binding. Gene Ontology annotation, cellular component: cytoplasm; phenylalanine-tRNA ligase complex. The record is from RefSeq and is a predicted model, not a curated record. Lineage: Eukaryota; Fungi; Basidiomycota; Tremellomycetes; Tremellales; Cuniculitremaceae. The transcript has 13 exons. Gene Ontology annotation, biological process: phenylalanyl-tRNA aminoacylation.